Messenger RNA from Drosophila rhopaloa, 1047 nucleotides. RefSeq lists its product as uncharacterized. NCBI's taxonomy places the organism in Eukaryota, Metazoa, Arthropoda, Insecta, Diptera, Drosophilidae. Bases 1 to 1047 code for a protein of 348 amino acids. The record is from RefSeq and is a predicted model, not a curated record. The transcript has 2 exons.
AUGUCAACCAAACAUACGAAAAAACCUGAGCUCGCGCCUCACGCUCCAGACGGCGAGGAGUUUUAUCGGGCAAAGGCAAAUUCUAUGGUACGCCAGCUGGCUGCCCUAAAUUUAUUUCUAACAGAGGAGCAGUUGGCCAAAUUCGACGAAAGUGAAUUGCAGGUGCGGUUGGAUUUAAUCGAGCGCAUGUACUCUGAUUUCGAUAGCUCUCGACUUAACCUCGAACGGCUUGUGAUCGAGGAGCUGGAGUCGGAUGCGCGCUUAACCUUUACCACGGCAUAUUGUGAGACGAAAGGAAGGAUCUGCCGCCAUCUCAAUAGUGAAAAGAGAAAGUCGUUGGCAAAUUCAACUGAGCUGCAUGGCAUCCUCGGUGGCCACACUGCCGCCUUCAAGUGCAACUCGCGGCCCACCAGGCUACCGGAAUUUCAGCUUCCGCGAUUUGGCGGAGCAUGCAUCGAUUGGCCGGAUUUCUUCGCCAUGUUCAACACGGUAGUGGGAAAGAACGAAGACCUAACAAAGGUGAAAAAAUUCCAGCAUCUUCGUGCAUGUUUGGACGGCAUAGCGCUGGAUGCAAUUCGCUCUCUAGAGCCCACGGAAAAUAAUUACGACAGGGCUUUGGAAUUAUUAACCUCGAGAUUUGAUAAUAAAUUAUUGCACUUUCAGGCUCAUGUUCGGUCUUUAUUCAAGCUACCAGGGGUGGAGAAGGGAUCCGCAAGUAGCCUGCGGCAGUUGAGCGACAAGGCAAAUUCUCAUUUGCGCGCCCUGGCUACUAUGGCCUCUACGAAGGAAAUCUAUGACGGCCUUUUAAUCCAUCUCAUCGUUUCAAAACUGGACAUUCAGACCCAGGAGAGGUGGGAAGAAGGGUUGCCUUCCAAGGAGCUGCCAAAUUGGGAUAAAUUCUCAUCGUUUUUGGAUCUUAGAUGCCGCAUGAUGGAAAAUUUGGAAUACGCUAUGAAAACCCAGAUGAUAUUAGUGUUCUUACGCCUGCACACUUUCUCAUUGGAUCUACAUUCACCGCAAUGGAUGAGCCUGAUGUCACCCAUCUGA